AAAAAGUAAAUUCGAGGCUUUUUCUGCCUGCGGUGUCUCAGAUUCAUUCUUAAGGAACUGAGAACUUAAUCUUCCAAAAUGUCAAAAAGACCAUCUUAUGCCCCACCUCCCACCCCAGCUCCUGCAACACAAAUGCCCAGCACACCAGGGUUUGUGGGAUACAAUCCAUACAGUCAUCUCGCCUACAACAACUACAGGCUGGGAGGGAACCCGGGCACCAACAGCCGGGUCACGGCAUCCUCUGGUAUUACGAUUCCAAAACCCCCAAAGCCACCAGAUAAGCCGCUGAUGCCCUACAUGAGGUACAGCAGAAAGGUCUGGGACCAAGUAAAAGCUUCCAACCCUGACCUAAAGUUGUGGGAGAUUGGCAAGAUUAUUGGUGGCAUGUGGCGAGAUCUCACUGAUGAAGAAAAACAAGAAUAUUUAAACGAAUACGAAGCAGAAAAGAUAGAGUACAAUGAAUCUAUGAAGGCCUAUCAUAAUUCCCCCGCAUACCUUGCUUACAUAAAUGCAAAAAGUCGUGCAGAAGCUGCUUUAGAGGAAGAAAGUCGACAGAGACAGUCUUGCAUAGAGAAAGGAGAGCCGUACAUGAGCAUCCAGCCUGCUGAAGAUCCAGACGAUUAUGAUGAUGGCUUUUCAAUGAAGCAUACAGCCACCGCCCGUUUCCAGAGAAACCACCGCCUCAUCAGUGAAAUCCUCAGUGAGAGUGUGGUGCCGGAUGUUCGGUCAGUUGUCACAACAGCUAGAAUGCAGGUCCUCAAACGACAGGUCCAGUCCUUAAUGGUUCAUCAGCGAAAACUAGAAGCUGAACUUCUUCAAAUAGAGGAGCGACACCAGGAAAAGAAGAGGAAAUUCCUGGAAAGCACAGAUUCAUUUAACAAUGAACUGAAAAGGUUGUGCGGUUUAAAAGUAGAAGUGGAUAUGGAAAAAAUUGCUGCUGAAAUUGCACAGGCAGAGGAGCAGGCUCGAAAAAGGCAGGAGGAAAGAGAGAAAGAGGCAGCAGAGCAAGCCGAACGCAGUCAGAGCAGCAUGGUUGCUGAGGAGGAGCAAGCUGCGAGUAAGACCGAAGAGAAGAAGGACGACGAGAGCAUCCCGACGGAGACAGAGGAGACACACCUUGAAGAAGCAACGGAAAGCCAACAGAAUGGUGAAGAAGGCACAUCUACUCCUGAGGACAAGGAGAGCGGGCAAGAGGGGGUGGACAGUAUGGCUGAGGAAGGGACCAGUGAUAGUAACACUGGCUCGGAGAGCAACAGUGCCACGGUGGAGGAGCCGCCAACAGACCCCGCCCCGGAAGACGAGAAGAAAGAAUAAAUGUUGCCUUGUUUUAUGUGUUCUAAAUACUUUUUUAAAUGAAAA
Molecule: messenger RNA, 1359 nt
Organism: Mustela erminea (ermine)
Lineage: Eukaryota; Metazoa; Chordata; Mammalia; Carnivora; Mustelidae
Product: SWI/SNF-related matrix-associated actin-dependent regulator of chromatin subfamily E member 1-like
Exons: 1
Coding region: 79-1314 (411 amino acids)
Biological process (GO): negative regulation of DNA-templated transcription
Cellular component (GO): SWI/SNF complex
Molecular function (GO): nuclear receptor binding; nucleosomal DNA binding
Source: RefSeq, a predicted model, not a curated record